This is a messenger RNA of Kluyveromyces lactis, 1998 nucleotides long. It is a transcript of the gene SKP2, whose product is annotated as putative SCF ubiquitin ligase complex subunit SKP2. The coding region runs from base 1 to 1998 and encodes 665 amino acids. The transcript has a single exon. NCBI's taxonomy places the organism in Eukaryota, Fungi, Ascomycota, Saccharomycetes, Saccharomycetales, Saccharomycetaceae. The record is from RefSeq and is a predicted model, not a curated record. Gene Ontology annotation, molecular function: protein binding.
AUGAGAGGACUACAGUUGUUUGGAGGAGGAAGUAGGAGAAGUGUUGAAAGCGAAAGGCCUUUAUUGAAUACCAAAGAGUCAGUUUUAGUGCCUACUGGACCGCACCUUUUGAAGUUACCAGAUAAAUUGCUGGAACGAAUCCUGGAGAAUCUUGAUAUUCCAACAUACUUGUCACUGAUACAAGUCAACAAGAAGUUAUAUCAGCUAAUUUGUGAAAGGUUUUUAUUUAAACAUGUGGUUUUAAUGAAUAAGAACGCAUUGUUAAAAUUCAACGCUUUGAUUGAAUGCAAAAGUCUUACUCUGAGAAAUGAUAUCAGUUAUCUGGUGAAAACUGUUGAAUUCGUGGAUCCAGAAUAUCAUGAUUCUCUGUUCAAAUAUAGCAAAUACUAUAACACUGGGUUUGCGGACACUGUAAUAGGUGGCUCGUAUUCAUUCAGUGAAAGACAGGGACGAUCGACAGAUAUCAGAACAUCGUCUAGAUCUGCAUCCGUGUCCUCUACAAGAUCAAGAACUAAACAAGGUGCUUCAGAGGUAUAUCAUCAACUUUCCAAACUUGAAUCUAAAUUCCUUGACUACACUUACAUUGAAUUGAUGCUAAAUAUCAUAGAUUCACUUCCUAACGUUUCACACGUUAUUCUCUCUCAGGUGGAGAAGAACUUCAAGAUCCCAUUAUGGUAUUCAGUUUUAAAUGAUGGCUCUAAGGAUUUCUUCAAGAAGAUUAUUAAAGGUCAAGGGUCAAUGACAGUAGAGGAUUUGAGAACAUUUAGGGUUUCCAGUGAUUGGAUUAAACAAUACGAGGAAACAUUCCAUUCUCUAUCUAGAUUCAAACGACUAUCUAUCAAGGCGAAGACUAACCUAGUUCUAAAGCCUAACUUGCUUUGUUGCUUUGGUGUUUUUGAUGAGUUAAUGUUGGAAAAUAUCACCAUUACUCCUGAAUCCAUUGAUACACCAUUGGAAUAUUUGCCGCUAUAUAUGCGAAUAGGACACGACAAAUGUUUGGAUCUACAUCUUCCAGUUCAAACAUUGGAACUCAAAUCCUGUGUCAUCAAAGCUGGUAAUGGACUUAUGAGAUUAUUGUACUCGUUCUUUUUCCGUGUCAGAAAGUUAUCAUUGUUUGAUCUUCAAAGUAAAUAUGAUCUCCUUUUGAUAAAUUGCUUUGGUUCUCUCACGCACCUAACCAUAGACUGUAAUAGUACAUGCUUUGUCAAUGUCAAACCUACUGAUGAGUCAUAUUAUUUUCCAGAAGAACCUAUGCAGGACGAUAUGGAUGAUCUCAAGACACUGAUAGACCCUCAGAAAGGUGUAAAACUAACAGCACCACCGCCAACUACACCAGUGGUUGUUGUAAUGAGCAAUGGGAAGUUAAUAAACACCGAAGCUAGCACACCACGGAAACCAGCACUUUUAACAACAGAACAAGCACAUUACUUUGGAUCCUCAUCGAUAUCUCCUUUCCAUUCUUAUUUCCAUCAUUUCAAAAGAUUGUGGGAACGGAUUCCAAACUCAGGAGUACAUUUGACAAUAGUUAAUAUCCCCUUCACGAAUGUAUUUCCCUUAGUUCCUGAACUUGUGUGGGAACGCUUUUUGACUAGUGAUCAAGACACCCUCUACGAUAAUUCAGACGAUGAAAAUAACCAUGAGUUGGACGAGUAUUGGUGGGAUCCAAAAAUAAAAGAAAAUCUUGAACGAGCGACUCAUUUCAAUAAUGAUAUAGACAUCUCUGAAGAAGAUUUUUCACCCAGGAAAUGGAAUGAUUUCCAUAGGAUUAACUCUUUCAAGGACAUUCCUAAUGUCAACGUUUGGUACUUCUUGAAGCUUUUGUCUAAGUUUCAGUCCGUUGAGAUUCGAAUGUUACGUCAAUGGUUGUUCUGCACUCCUCGUACGAGAUAUGAUUGGGAACUCUUAUUACGACCUGUGUUAAAUGGCAGAGUACCUGUCACAGUGAAGGAUAAUGCUGGAUAUUUGUUAUAUUCCUAUGGAAAUUCUAAAAAAACAUGA